AUGUUUGGCCUACCCGAAGAGGAGGAGGAAAAAAUCAGAGGAGCCUACGAUAGUUAUAAAGCGGAGGCGGAUAAAUUAUUAAACAAUGGCGACUACAAAGAAGCUAUUAAUCAGUAUACUUAUGUAAGUCAUGGCAUGUUUCAAAAGGCAGAAGCUUUCUUCAACCAAGGAGACUUUGAAAUGGCCCUUGUAUUCUACCAUCGCGGUCACAACGUGCGCCCGGAUCUACACAACUUCCGUCUGGGGAUACGGAAAGCGCAGGAAGCUAUUUUCAACUGUGUUGGCACUCCCGACAGAGUGAAGCUAACCAUGACAGGCGAUCUCUCCUGUUUUUAUCCAUCUGACGAGAAAAAGUCAAGAAACAAGGGAGUCGGGUGUACAAAGAAAACGCGAAUAAUUAUGAAGAGAAUCAGGCCAACAGAAAAACCAGGCAAUGAGAGAACUAUCAAACAGAUGCUGGGCGACCUCUACGGGGACAGACAGUACUUGGAGAAAUUGCUCAGGGAAACAGAUACCACCACAGAAACUGGCCUCAACAUAAGAAAUUUGGCGCAACAUGGGUUGAGCUACCUGAAUAAAAAGAAAGAAUUAUGGCAGCAGGUGAAGCCUGUGUACGCCCGCAAGUAUGAAGAACGUGUGGCUUUAAACAGACAGAAGGCUGCCAAGAUCUCCACACACGAAUACGUUCUGCACGAGCUAGAAAAGAUAGAUACACUGAUGACCGAAGGGAACUACCAGGUUGCUCUAGCCAAGUCCCUGAAGCUCCUGUCUCUGCUGGAGGGGUACACGGAGAAUCAGCUGCCCAGCAAGAUGAUCUUCACAGCGGCCACGCACAGCGCCAUCGGCAGUGCUUACUUUGAGCUUAAAAACUACCCGAAAGCGGAGGAGCAUCACCUGAUAGAUUUGGCCAUUGGAGAGCAGUGGUAG
Candidula unifasciata is the source of this 927-nucleotide messenger RNA. NCBI's taxonomy places the organism in Eukaryota, Metazoa, Mollusca, Gastropoda, Stylommatophora, Geomitridae. The record is from the annotation of a GenBank genome assembly.